GCCAACGUCAGAGAGCAAUUCCAAGGACUUCAAGACUGAUUAUAAUCUCAUUAAAAAUUCACAACAUAUUUGCAUCCUAGUCAACCGGUAGAACUCCUUCGCCCUCACCAUACAGUCUUGUUGAAAUUCCCAGCUAAAAGAUGAUUGGAGCAAUGCCGGCUGUGGCCGUUCGGCACGAACGACAGAAGCAGAGCCGCCAACAAGGAGCCGCGUUCGGGACCAGUCGUGACACGCUCUUCAGUAACGGCGUCUCUACUCAUCACGUUCGACGUUCAUCUCGACCUGUUCGACCUAAUCAUCUGUCUCUCGGAAAACGCCAGCGAAUGUGCAGUUCGUCUUCGUCCGUUUCGAGCAUCGCGACGUCCAGUUAUUUGUCCCCCGUGCCGCUGUCGACGUCGUCGACGUGCGCGACGCCGAUAAACGCCACGACGUUGACGCCCCGUCAAGCGCGUGAGCCACUCACGGCCGAAGAAAUGGCCACCGAUUACUGCUGCUACGGCAAGCCGUGGCAGUUCCCGUUGCUGCACGUCAUCGUCAUCUCGCUGAUCAUGGCCAUCACGCUGAUGAUCGUCGGCCUGGUGCAGCUCAAACCCAACGCUGACUCGGAGGCCAAGAAAUAUCUGUUCCUCGGAUCGGCCGCCGUUUGUUUCACGGUCGGUUUCGUGUCGCUGGCCAUCCGCGCCCUGCGGCGCUACCACUUCCGCAGAUGCGGCACGCAAUCCAGGCGCAUCCUGAGGGACGAGUCGGGCUACAGUUUCUGCCAACUGGAAGAGGCCGAUGGCGACACGCCCGUCGAUUCCAUAGCUCUUCUUCAACAAAGGUUCUAAACAUUUUUUUUUUUAAAUUAAACCAUCCAUUGGUAAAGCUCGUUUUUCGAUUGACGCCAACACAACAAAUGAAGUGACUUGAUUUCAAUUCUUUAAGGGGGUUCGCCACUCCGUGAAAAAACAAAAAACAAGGCAUUCUUCUUCCAUCCAUCAAAGUGUUGAAUCUCUGGGCCCUUCCUACACAUGUUCUUCGGAUGACACGUUUUUCUAUACCUCGAACUUGUUUUGGAGUUGCGAACCCCGAAUCUUCUCUUAUGUUGCCGAUUUCCUUUUGAAAAUGAAAUUACGUGUAAACCGUCAAUCAUGAUGCAAUUUCGGCAGAUGUCAUUGAGCGCCACAUCUUCGUCCCAAGUGUAUCGUUCAUUCUUUUUCUUUCUCGGACUCUUUCGGAUUUUGCUUUACUGUAAUUAUUUUAAUUCCAGCAUUUUGACAUCAAAGUGGGGCGGAAUUUUUAUUUUCCCCGGAAAAAAAAAAAGAAAAGAAAAUGAGAAAGAUGAUUCAUCCAGUUGCGUCAAUUCAAAUGAUCUUUCUCAACUUACGUAAGCUGCUUAUUGUCCUGAUAAUGGCUUUGUUAUUUAACCAGUGGUAGAAUUGAGUGUUUUGCAUUGAAAUAGUUUUUCAUUCUCCGUUGCUAAUAAUGAAAACGUAGCCUACGAUCGUUUACGUAACAUCUUACGCGUAAACUUUUAAAAAAAAAAAAUGAAUUGGUAGCGGUGCCAAAACGUUUUCCGACGUCAGAGAACAAAAUUCCCAGGACAUAAAUUAUACAGGAACUCUGAAUGUGAUUUUUUGUUGUUUCCCUUCAAACAAAUUUUAAAAAAAAAGAUUCAUUAUGAAAUACUUUAGCAAGUGAUUUUUAUAUCUCGUCAGAAUCUCUCUUUUUUUUUUAAGGUUUAACAAAAUGCUCAUUUUCCUUCUCAUCAUUUUAUAUGCCAAUUAUUCGUGUUCUUGUAACAAUAAAACUUAACCAUUUCUCUUC
Molecule: messenger RNA, 1806 nt
Organism: Daphnia magna
Lineage: Eukaryota; Metazoa; Arthropoda; Branchiopoda; Diplostraca; Daphniidae
Exons: 5
Coding region: 141-827 (228 amino acids)
Source: RefSeq, a predicted model, not a curated record